Schistocerca cancellata (South American locust) is the source of this 1361-nucleotide messenger RNA. Its product is annotated as delta(3,5)-Delta(2,4)-dienoyl-CoA isomerase, mitochondrial. Lineage: Eukaryota; Metazoa; Arthropoda; Insecta; Orthoptera; Acrididae. Gene Ontology annotation, cellular component: mitochondrion. Bases 367 to 1266 code for a protein of 299 amino acids. The transcript has 8 exons. The record is from RefSeq and is a predicted model, not a curated record. Gene Ontology annotation, molecular function: delta(3,5)-delta(2,4)-dienoyl-CoA isomerase activity.
CAAUGUUGAAUGUUAAAUGCUCUUGCGACCCCUAGUUGUGAUAAAUGUGACUGAGAUCGCAGCCAUAUUCAGUAAAGUUGUUGUGAUUUCUCAGUCACUGUGACUUGUAACAGAUAUGUGAUGACUUGCUCCCAGCUAGGUGUGAGAGGGAUCAGUAUAUUUUGGAAACACAGCUGUUCUGACUGAACAUCCAAUUAGAUGCAGCCACUCGCUUAUAACGGGGAGACAGACGUACAGGUGAACUGGUAGAUGAUUCACUGGACUGGGCGAAGUCCACCAAAUCAUGAUCUGAACUUUGGUAACAAAUGCCACUGUAGUCAAACGCUCUUGUACGUGCAUAUUGUGAGUUAAAGUUAGAGGUGAAAGAUGUUGAAUGCGGUAAGAGCGGUGUUUUCCGGGGCUGUGAUUUCGCGGAGCCAAAGAAUGGCAUCAACAGGCCCAUCAUAUGAGGCUCUGGCAGUGUCUUCAGUGAGCCCGUAUGUUUAUCAUGUGGAAUUAAACAGGCCUGAAAAAUUAAAUGCUUUCAAUGAAGCAAUGUGGCAUAACCUUGGAGAAUGUUUCAAUGAUCUGGGACAAAAUGCAGAUUGCAGAGCUAUUGUUCUGUCAGGUGCAGGGAAGCUGUUCACUGCAGGCAUUGACCUAAAUUCUAUGGUCAAAAUUGGUGCUUCAAUAUCAGAGCAAGAUGAUGUCGCACGUCGCUGUAAAAUUCUGUCCAAUUUUAUUAAAAAGUACCAAGAUGCCAUUACAUCACUUGAGAAGUGUCCUAAACCAGUCAUUGCUGCAAUCCAUGGUGCUUGCAUUGGUGCCGGUAUUAACUUGGUGACAGCAGCGGACAUUAGAUAUUGCACGAAAGAUGCAUGGUUUCAGGUGAAAGAAGUUGCCAUAGGAUUGGCUGCAGAUGUUGGUGUUCUGCAGAGGCUUCCAAAAGUGACUGGAAAUGAUAGCUUAUGUCGAGAAUUGUCUUACACAGCACGUAAACUUUUGUCAUCAGAAGCAAAAGAGUUUGGACUUCUCAGCAAAGUUUUUGAUGAUAAAGAAAGUAUGAUGAAAGAGGCAUUUUCUGUGGCUGCCUCUAUAGCUUCGCACAGUCCUGUUGCUGUCCAAGGUACUAAGAAAAAUUUGGUAUUUUCAAGAGAUCACACAGUACAGGAAGGGCUGGACAAUAUUCAUGACUGGAACAUGGUAAUGCUUCAGAGUGAAGAUUUCAUGAAUGCAGCAGCAGCUGCAGCAACGAAGAGUGGUGCUCCAGAAUUUUCGAAGCUAUAAAUUAUAUAAAUUUGUAACUGUCUUCUUAAUUUAAAGAAUGUUUUUAUAAUUACUUUUGUACAUAUUUUCGCAUAAUACAAUGUAUUUUGAAAUCA